UUGUCACAUCACUUUUCUCCAAAGUCUUGCGGAAAAUGCUGCUGCGGUGGUGCUCAUGAAGCUAACAUUCACGAUGAACACGUUAUUGAGGCUUUCAAAGAUGCUAUCGCUCUCGGAAACCAGAAGAACGGCACUAACGUUCAAUUCGUCGAACUCGUUUCUGCUACACAGCAAGUUGUUGCUGGAUUCAUCUUCGAUGGCGUUGUUAAGACAAACGACGGCAACUACAAGGUUAAGAUCUGGUGCAAGCCAGGAAACACAGAGAAGGAACUCCAACUCUUCGAAAAGGCUUAA
Trichomonas vaginalis G3 is the source of this 294-nucleotide messenger RNA. Its product is annotated as cystatin family,phytocystatin subfamily. Gene Ontology annotation, molecular function: cysteine-type endopeptidase inhibitor activity. NCBI's taxonomy places the organism in Eukaryota, Parabasalia, Trichomonadida, Trichomonadidae. The transcript has a single exon. The record is from RefSeq and is a predicted model, not a curated record.